UUUGCUCUCAUUUAGCACAAAAAAAAAAAACAAAAGGAAGGGGAAAAAGGGUCCCUGAAACUCGGCAUUUAAAAAAUAAGGUCACAGAAAGCCAAACCACGUCUUUACAGCUCCCACCAGCUCCGGCAAGAAGACCGUGAGUAAGACCAAAAGAAAAAGCCCCAUUCUUUAACAGUCUGUAGAAUUUCCCAUUUCCCAGUCUUUUGCAAAUUGCAGAGGAGAGAGAAAGCGAAGAAGCAGUAACAAUGGUGUCGUACGUGAACGCGUUGUUGUACGGUGUAGGAGGAAUAGUAGUAGCAGGAAUGGCAUUGUUAGUUGCAUUUCAAGAGCGCUUAGUAUACGUGCCUGUUUUACCUGGUCUCACCAAGUCUUACCCCAUCACUCCUGCUCGUUUGCGUCUCCUCUAUGAAGAUGUUUGGCUCAGAUCUUCCGAUGGCACUAAACUCCAUGCCUGGUUCAUCAAGCUCUUUCCCGACUCCCGAGGUCCAACUAUUCUUUUUUUCCAAGAAAAUGCUGGAAAUAUUGCUCAUCGCCUUGAAAUGGUUCGGAUUAUGAUACAAAAGUUGCAGUGCAAUGUUUUCAUGCUUUCUUACAGAGGAUAUGGUGCGAGUGAUGGCUAUCCUUCUCAACAUGGAAUCACCCAGGAUGCUCAGGCUGCGUUGGAUCAUCUAAUGGAGAGGACUGAUAUCGACACAUCCCAGAUAGUUGUCUUUGGGAGGUCAUUGGGUGGUGCAGUUGGAGCUGUUCUCACCAAGAAUAAUCCGGAGAAGGUUGCCGCCUUGAUUUUGGAGAAUACAUUCACAUCAAUUUUGGACAUGGCUGGAGUUUUACUUCCCUUUUUGAAGUGGUUUAUUGGCGGAAAAACUGGGAAUGGUCCUAAGAUAUUGAACUUUGUAGUUCGUUCGCCUUGGAGUACCAUUGAUGUUAUUGGCCAGGUCAAACAGCCUAUCCUUUUCAUCUCUGGGUUGCAAGAUGAGAUGGUUCCUCCAAUCCACAUGAAAAUGCUGUAUGCAAAAGCAGCUGCACACAAUAGACAAUGCUCUUUUGUGGAAUUUCCUACUGGCAUGCAUAUGGAUACAUGGCUUACUGGUGGAGACCAUUAUUGGAGAAGAGUUCAACAAUUUAUGGAACAGCAUGCAUCUGGAAAAAUACGUGACGAGUCUAACUCUAGAAACGAUGUUUAUCCAAAAAUGUGAACUCGAGGUUUCAUAUUCACUAACAUUACCUUUAAUACUGAUGCUAGUAAAAAAGUUGCUGUGGAAUGAUGUUGAAACAAUAAUCUGCUAGACAUGGCUGAAAUUUCCUUGUACCUGUUGUAGCAACGUGUAAAAGCUAUCUGCAAAGAGUUGCUUCUAGUGAAGAAUCUAACAUUUUUUCGAUGUCGUGAACAUAUACUGCAAGGACAGAACACAAAUUGGUGUACAAUGUCUCGGAUAUAUGGUAAGCAGUUAUCAGCCAGUGUUCUCCAUGCAGUAGGUAGUAGUGAAAGAGAGGCAAAACAUACAUUGUAUAGUUUUUGCUCUGAAGAUAGUACACAUUGUUUCUCUAUUGUCAGUGUUACCUUUAUAUUGAUAUCUUUUGAUCAUUUUGGAUUGAAAAUUUUCGAUCCGAGUCAAAUAUUGACCCAUCAUGUAAGAAUUUAACCCCCUGCAAAUAGUUGGAUGAUGAUUUAGUCGUGGUCAAUACUCGACUCGAUGCUUCAUUUUUGCUGUGGCUUUCUAA
Molecule: messenger RNA, 1722 nt
Organism: Beta vulgaris subsp. vulgaris (sugar beet)
Lineage: Eukaryota; Viridiplantae; Streptophyta; Magnoliopsida; Caryophyllales; Amaranthaceae
Product: alpha/beta hydrolase domain-containing protein WAV2
Exons: 9
Coding region: 246-1196 (316 amino acids)
Biological process (GO): proteolysis
Cellular component (GO): membrane
Molecular function (GO): palmitoyl-(protein) hydrolase activity; serine-type peptidase activity
Source: RefSeq, a predicted model, not a curated record